AUGUCAUUUAAAAGUGAAUUUAACGAAAAUAGAAGAGGAUGGUUGGUGUUCGUGAGUGUCAUCUUCAUCACCAUCACGAGGUCCUGCUUCUUCUACAGCUUUGGAAUCAUCGUCAAUAAGCUGACGGAGGAAUUCAAUGAAUCUCUCACCAUAGCAACUUGGGUGGGCAUGGGACAGAUAGCAAUAACACACUUCAUAUCCUUCCUGCCAGCGAUUUGCAUCAAACGCCUUGGAAGGAAUGGCUAUCGCAUAUGCGGUAUCGCCGGCACCCUCUUGGAGGGGCUCAGUCUCAUCAGCAGCUCCUACGUCCAACAGGUGCCCGUCAUGUUCUUCACCUACACCCUUUUGUUCGGGGCUGGCUCUUGUUUUGUCUACAUGACAUGCUGCCUCACUCUCAUCGAGUUCUUCCCGAAAGGCCACAAGCGACACGUUCUGGCCACGACAUGCGUCAACAGCGGCUACGCUAUCUCGAGUUUGAUAUACAACCCGCUGGUGACCUGCAUUGUUGAAUAUUCAUCGUGGAGGACAGCCUUUCAAAUCCAGGCGGUCAUCAUACUCUUCUUCGGAAUUCUGGGCUCGUGGACGUUUCUGCCAAACUCUGAUGAAGAACAGAAGUUGCUUCCCAGUUUUGCUGAUGAUGACUAUUCUGAAGAACAUCAUCGACAGCUACAACAGCAACCACAGCUGCAACAACAACAACAGCCAGAGCAGCAACAACAACAACAGCCAGAGCAGCAACAACAACCACAGCUGCAACAACUACAACAGCGGCAGCCAACUCAAGAGCUCCUACAUCAGGGACAAGAUCAGAAACAGAGUUGCGAAUGGGCCCCCCUCAUGAAGUCCCUGGUGCGGUGCGAUGUACUCUGCUGGCUGUUGGGGGAAUUCUUUAACUCGGUCUUGUACUACACACCUUUCUACAUGCUGCCUCACUACAUGACACUGAAGAACUUGACAGCUUCCAACAUCUCCUUGGUUAUGACCGUACUCAGCCUAUCGGAAUGCAUUUUCUAUCUUCUGACAUCACUUCCGGGAGAUUACUUGGCGGGAAAACUGAUAUUUGUGAGUAUCUGCGCAUGUUCGAUGGCAACCAUCUUGAAUGCUUGCUGGACCUCCCUCGAUUCAUCGUACGAAGCCAUCCUCGGCCUCGCUACAGGCAGCUCUUCAUUAUUGUUUUUGAAUCUUUGCGUUUGUCAGAAUUGCAAAAUAGAGAAGAACCUGCAAUGGAACAAGAACCACGAUAUUGAAAACUUCAUCGUCAUCCUUGUCAUCAUCGUCUGCCAGCCCAGGGCGGCAAUAACUAGUCACAAAGAGACUCCAUCUUCUUCUAUUUUUUGUAAUUUUUUAGGCUUCUGCGAUGUUUAUGUUAUUUAUUUUGAAGUCUUCUUUGAUGUUGUCAGUCCAGUUGACGGCUUACUACUGGCGAUGAGUUACACCUACUUGUACGCCUGUUCAGCUGAAGCCACAGGCCUCCACAUCGACGUGGCAUGGUCAGCCACAAACUUCUGCACGGGGGUUGGAAUUUCAAUGGCUCCUCUCUUUUCAGGUCUGAUAUAUGACACGACUCAGUCCUACAACAAGGUCUUCCUCUUGCUCUCUCUCGCCGCUUUCAUGAACUGCCUCCUCUUCUCUUCCAUCCCGCUUAUUCAACACUGCAGGAACCGGAAGAAGAACAGAGGUGACGUGAAAACAAACAUUAACGACGACAAAAUGAUCGGAGGCAUUAAGAAAUCUCAGCAAACCUUGAACGGCUGAACGAGGAGCAUCAUUAAUUUUUAUUUUGUAUUUCAGCAUCCGACUUCAUUCUUAUUUCUCAUUCAUCGUCAAAUAUUUUUUUAUCAUUUUUUUCAUUAAACUUUGUUUUCAGCAUACAGCAAUUCAACGAGAAAAAUAACCGAAAAAUUAAAUAAGUUAUAAACGAAUGAUAAAUAAAAAUGGUCUUAAAU
Molecule: messenger RNA, 1946 nt
Organism: Helobdella robusta
Lineage: Eukaryota; Metazoa; Annelida; Clitellata; Rhynchobdellida; Glossiphoniidae
Exons: 9
Coding region: 1-1755 (584 amino acids)
Biological process (GO): transmembrane transport
Molecular function (GO): transmembrane transporter activity
Source: RefSeq, a predicted model, not a curated record